Molecule: messenger RNA, 372 nt
Organism: Acaromyces ingoldii
Lineage: Eukaryota; Fungi; Basidiomycota; Exobasidiomycetes; Exobasidiales; Cryptobasidiaceae
Exons: 1
Source: RefSeq, a predicted model, not a curated record
UGCUGCAUUGUUGUUACAUGGGCGCCCUCUGCCUUGAUCAGGAUCCCUUCACACAGCCUUGAACAAAAGCUGUCCGCCGCCCCAGAUGGGGCCGCUCUUCGUCUGUCUCCCACUGUUGCACCCAUUAUUUUAUCCGUCUAGCGGCGCUUCAAACCCUCCGACGUCCCACUUGCCCGGUAAUCUCUUCCCUUCACCAUCUCUCCUUGUUCUUUCCCAGCCACAACAUUUUAGCCGCAACGAGUGUGUAGUGCGCACUUCUAUUGCAGCUAAUAGGACGACGUGUUGGGCUGCUACUCACCUAGUAGCUGGUGCUACAGUAGAAUGACAGCACCCCGCUUUUGCGGGGAAAAAGAGGCUGGGCCCCACCCAGCC